Syngnathus acus (greater pipefish) is the source of this 6900-nucleotide messenger RNA. RefSeq names its product transient receptor potential cation channel, subfamily M, member 6 (gene trpm6). The coding region runs from base 182 to 6025 and encodes 1947 amino acids. The record is from RefSeq and is a predicted model, not a curated record. Gene Ontology annotation, biological process: protein phosphorylation; monoatomic cation transmembrane transport; protein tetramerization. Gene Ontology annotation, molecular function: monoatomic cation channel activity; protein serine/threonine kinase activity; ATP binding. Gene Ontology annotation, cellular component: apical plasma membrane. Lineage: Eukaryota; Metazoa; Chordata; Actinopteri; Syngnathiformes; Syngnathidae. The transcript has 41 exons.
ACGUAGGGUGCAAAGUGCGUGCAGGCGGAGACCGCGACCGUCUCAAGUCUACUGUCAAAGACUCGCUCAUUACCCUUUGGACGUAUAAUUUCUGAUAACAGUGCCACUUUUGACGGCUACCAAUGACAAAAGACGUUCGAACAUUAAUAUACACGUCUGGAACUACCGCAUUCCUCCAGCUAUGUCAUAUAAAUCCUGGAUUGAGGAAACUUUCUCCAAGAGAGAAUGUGUGAAGUUUAUCCCCUCCUCUCGAGAUCUACACAGAUGCAUUCCAGUAUGUCAAGUAUGUCAAAACUUGAUCAGGUGUUGCUGUGGUCGUCUUAUGGUAGAACACUCCUGGCAAGAGGCACCUCCCCCGACAUUCUUUACCGGUCCUGAACAAGAUGUGUCAGAAGACUGGUCCUUGGAGCUACACACCAGAGCCAGUCCCACCAAUGCCUAUGGGACCAUAGCAUUUCAGGACAGUGCAGCACGUGUGUGUCGGGCCAAGUUUGUGCGUGUGGCGGUGGACUCAAAGCCAGAGGCGCUCCUUCAACUGAUGCUGAGGGAAUGGCAGAUGGAUAGACCCAAGCUCCUACUGACUGUUCAUGGAGGAUCUGAGAACUUCAGCCUUCCUCCCAAAGUCAAGCAAGCCUUCACUAAAGGCCUGAUCACUGCAGCUCGCAGCACCGGCGCUUGGAUACUUACCGAUGGCAUUAAUACUGGUGUGUCCAAGUAUGUGGGUGAGGCAGUGAAAAGCUUUGGUGGCCACAACCUGAGGAAGAGGAACACAAUUGGGCUCACAUCUUGGGGAGUCAUAGAUAACAACACAGACCUUAUAGGAAGAGACGUCUUCAGGCCUUACCAGCCACUGGGAAACCCUUUAAGCAAGAGGGCCUACCUCAAUAGUUUCCACUCCCACUUUCUUCUUGUGGAUGACGGAACGUUAGGAAAAUUCGGUUGCCAAGAAGGCCUCAGGAAGAAGCUGGAGAAACACAUUCAACUGCUGAAGAUCCACACUCGAUUGAAUCAAAGAGUGCCAAUGGCGUGUGUGGUAGUAGAAGGAGGCCCGGCCAUUGUGUCCACAGUGCUUGACUAUGUGAGCAGUAACCCACCUGUACCAGUCUUUGUGUUUGAGGGAUCUGGAAGGGCUGCGGACCUGUUUGCUUUUUUACAUAAGCACACUGAUACCGACAGGCAGUUAGCUGCAGACAUUAGAGAGGGCUUCCUUGUAAGAAUUGGGGAGGUUUUUGGAGUUGAUAGGAAGGAAGCAUCUCACCUUUGCAGUCUCCUUCUGGAAUGUAUGGAUCACAGACAAUCUAUAACCAUCUUUGAUUCAGAGUCAGAAGACCAGAUGGCCCCAGAUGCUGCUAUUUUGAACACUAUCCUCAAGGGUACAAAGGCCAGCGCUGCAGAGCAGCUAAGUAUGACUCUGGCCUGGGACAGGGCUGACAUUGCACAGAAAAAUGUUCUGGUUUAUGGACAACAUUGGCAGGUGGGUUCAUUGGAACAGGCCAUGCUGGAUGCUUUGAUGAUGGACCGUGUCAGUUUUGUCAAACUCCUGAUUGACAACGGAAUGACUAUGAGUCACUUCCUCACCGUGGAUCGCCUGGAGGAACUUUAUAACAUGCCUCAGGUGCAGACUGACCAAUUUCUUCAUCACCUUGUUGAGGAUGUGAAACAGACCUCUCUACCUCUUGGUUAUCGGCUGUCUAUCAUUGACAUGGGCUUGGUCAUAGAGUACCUCAUAGGAGGUGCAUACCGCAGCACCUAUACACGCAAACACUUCAGAACUGCCUACAACAGAUUGCAGAACAAGGAAGGUAGACGUGUCAGUACCUCAUUCUUGUCUGAACAAAAAAUGGGAAUAAGAUCAAAAUCUCAAUGGAGUGGAAGUCCACAAGACCCCCAUUUCUUUAGAACUGCUCAGCCUUACAAACGCAAGGACCAGAAUGUGCUACGUGGUACCAGUGAAAAGGCUGUAUGGAAUCCGGGUCUUUGUGAAGCGCCACUGGUUUUUUCUUUCAACUUUAAUGACGUCUUCGUGUGGGCCGUGCUUCAGCAACGCCAGCAGAUGGCGCUGUUCCUAUGGCAGCAUGGGGAAGAGUCUCUCGCUCGAGCCGCUGUGGCCUGCAAGCUUUACCGCUCCAUGGCCUUUAAGGCACGGCAAAGCAGCAUGGAUGACCACAUUGCAGAACGAUUCAAAGCCUAUUCACUUGAGUUUGGACAGCUGGCGGUGAAUGUCUUGGACUGUGCAUUUCGUCAGAAUGAGAAGAUGGCCAUGAAACUGCUCACUUCUGAGAUGGAGGCAUGGAGCCACUUUACCUGCUUGCAAAUAGCAGUUUCUUCAAGUCACAGACCUUUUGUUUCACACUCUUGUACGCAAACCCUCCUCACUGAUCUCUGGACUGGUCCACUCAACAUGAGAAAAAACUCAUAUUUAAAGAUCAUUUUGAGCCUUCUUUUGCCUCCUGCCAUUCUGCUGCUGGAAUUCAAAAGUAAAGCUGAGAUGUGUCAUGUUCCCCAGUCUCAUGAGGCAAUUAUUUUUGGCCGUGACACUCUUAAGUCAGGAGAAACACUUGAUGAAACUCACAUGGCCAAGAAGGAUGCAGAGCAUGGACUGACAUCCCAGGACCGACGUCUUGGUUCUCGGUGGGAAGGUCUUUUCCCAAUCCUUUUGCAUAUGGUGUCCUGGAUGACAAGACUCUAUGAAUUCUACACAGCUCCUGUCGUUAAGUUCUGGUUCCAUACAAUAUCAUACAUAGCCUUCCUGAUGUUAUUCUCCUACACCAUCUUAGUGAAGAUGGACGAUCAACCAGGUGUUCAAGAGUGGUUGGUCAUUUUAUAUAUAUUGACUACAGCAGUGGAGAAAACCAGAGAGGUGUUAAUGUCAGAACCAAGGAAGCUGAGUCAGAAACUGAAGAUUUGGUUCUCAGAGUACUGGAACUUAUCUGACUUCCUUGCCAUCGUACUCUUCCUGUUUGCUUUGGUGAUGCGUUGGCACGCUGAUCCAUAUCGGACAGUUGGACGGUUGGCCUACUGUCUGGACAUUAUAUUUUGGUUUGUCAGGGUGAUGGAUCUACUGGCUGUCAAUCAACAUGCUGGUCCUUACCUCACAAUGAUCACCAAAAUGACCUCGAACAUGUUCUUCAUUGUGGUGAUGAUGGCAAUUGUACUGCUGAGUUUUGGGGUAUCCAGGAAGGCUAUCCUGUCACCAGAUGAGGACCCGUCAUGGAGUUUAGCUCGUGAUGUUGUGUUCCAGCCUUACUGGAUGAUCUAUGGAGAGGUCUACGCAUCAGAGAUAGAUCCUUGUGAUGAUGGUCAACCAUGUGCUCCUGCCUCCUUUCUCACGGCAUUCCUUCAAGCUGUCUAUAUGUUUUUUCAGUACAUAAUCAUGGUCAACAUUCUCAUUGCAUUUUUUAACAACAUCUACUUUGAUAUGGCAUCGACAUCCAAUAAGUUGUGGAAGUACAACCGCUAUCGCUACAUAAUGACCUAUCAGGACAGACCGUGGCUGCCUCCUCCCCUAAUUUUCCUCAGUCACGUGACUUUUGGUUUGCGAGCCAUUUACAAGCGACUUAAUGGAAAUGCUGAGGGAGAUGAAAGAAGCUCUGGACUUAAGCUCUAUUUAGCCCGUGAUGACCGCAAGAAGCUCCAUGAAUUUGAGGAGAAAUGUGUACAGGCCUACCUCUAUGAGAAGAAUCAAGAUCUCCACAGCAGUCAGAUGAACAGAAUCAGACUCACAGCAGACAGAGCCGAAGAGAUGUGCACAAUGGUGGGGGAAGUCUCAGAGAAGGUCAACAUCAUUCAGGACAAUCUCACGAAACUGGACUCUCAGCUGGGUCAACUUCAGGACCUAUCAGCACUGGCUGUGGACACACUGACCUUGCUCUCUGCCUCUGACAAUCUACAUCAAGAGGAGGCUCGCCUGGCUCAGUCCCAACUACUCCAAACAUCCCAACACGUCCUUCCUCACAGCUGGACUCUGCACAGAGGUGGCUCGGAGGAUGAUGUGUCAAAUACGAGACGACUGAUGUGCAAGUCUUGUAAAAGUACUCCUCCUUCGUUGAUCAAAGGCUACAUUCUUAGACAUGCACCACAGGAGUCUCAUCUGGGAAUCAGAGGGAGUAGGGGAGAAGGGGAAGGACAAAUGGAAGAGGGAGAAAAAGAGUUGCCUGAUGCUCACCAUCCUCGUGAGUUGUAUGUGGGUGUCUCUCGAAGUACAUCAGUUUUGCACCUUCAUGGAGUUGAAAACCAUCUGAGUGGUUUCACUGAUCAGACACCUUAUGAGUCACGUGGAACAUCCCCCUGUGGGUCUCCUCUUUCUUUCAAGAUUGCUGACGGCGGACUGGAGUCACCACAUUAUAAGGUGUGGAGCUGUGAUCCACACCUGUACCCGAAUCGUGAGGAAAUUGACAUGGAAGAGGAGAAAGAUCAAGGCAGUGAAGAUGAACAGAUAGUGGAUGAGUCCAGAGUGCGUGAUCAUCUUUCCAAUUUAGAAGAUGACACCCAACUGCAUUCCGUGAGCAGACCUUUUGUAAAGUCUCCAAGGUCGGGCUAUCUGUCAAGAGACCACCCUUAUGGCUACUGCAGAUCCUUGUCAUCCAGUGUGGAGAAUAUGACUUUCUUUGGAAGAUCCCAAAUUCCACGGGGGGAAUCGUUUCCUUUUCUUAACAAAGUACUGAACAAGCAAGGUGGUAAAAGAAAUUUCAGAGAUGACACAUCGUUACAGUGGAGCAGGAGCAGAGAGUGGUCUAAGUCAUCUGACUUCCCCCAAGCCUUGAACAGAAGGAAAACCCCAAAUAGAAAGAUUGUCAAAAUACAAGAAAGCAGCCCAGCCAACGGAACCAUGCAUAUAUUUUUGUCUGAUGCUUGCUGGAAAAGAUGGCAAAAAUUGAAAGGAGAACCUGCAUGCUGGUCAGCUUCAACUAGCCUCAGUCACCUUAAUUUUGAACCCUUGGAUUUGCAGAAGCAAGUGUGUUCUUAUCAGGAUCCUUUGAGCCCCACUCAUUCAGCAUGGAGCAGCUGGACAAAAUCAAUGAGUCGCAGAUCUUCACUGCAGAGUGCUAUUGCUGUGGAAGGUAGUUCCUCAUUCCAGUCCACGGAUUUGUUGUAUUCACAUUAUUCAGCCAUGGAAAGGAACAAUCUGAUGCGACUGGCUCACACAAUCCCAUUUACUCCUGUUUCCAUUCUGGGUGGUGAAGAGGUGAGCAUUUACUCCCUGGAGGAAGUUCACUCACAGGCUGACCCUGAAUCCAGCACAGUCUCAUCAUGGUCCUCACGGGGCCUGUCUGCAAUGCUUCAGCCCCUCCCGAGUGAAGAGGGAUCACUGGAUGGAGGCCUGCGGCAGGGCUGCAGGGUGCUAUGCACGUGGGCCGAACAGGAUGUGCUUAUUCCUGGGAUGGUGUAUGUGGUGAAAGCCUUCAGACCAGAAGUGGUGUCUGCAUGGCAGAAGUACUUUUCCGGUAGCACAGCGCUGCAGCUUUGUUUGAGGGAGAUUCAGCAGCAGAGGGCAGCACACAGGAUGAUGCAAGUGUUUAACCAGAUCAAACCUCCUAACAUUCAACAUUCACCAAAAUUUCUGGACGUAUCAUUGGUCCUUUGGCAUACAAAUGGCCAGUGGCUGACUAUUGAAAGAAACAUGUCCGGGAACUUCCAAAAGUACAACAACAACACAGGAGAGGAGAUCACACCUUCCUGUUCACUGGAAGAGCUACUCCUCGCCUUCUCACACUGGACCUAUGAGUACUCAUGCAGAGAAAUGCUGGUGCUUGAUGUACAAGGAGUCGGUGAGGAGCUGACAGAUCCAACAGUCAUUAUGGCAGAUAUGCACAGUAGCAGCAGGGGCGAGAUGUUAUUUGGCCCGGACAAUCUUGGAGAAUCUGCCAUCAAUGCUUUUCUGCAAAAGCACUCAUGCGGUGCUUGCUGCCACACAUUGGGCCUCUCAGCUUUAAGGAGGCAUCUGGACACAUGCAAGAACAGCGGUGAGGCAGAACCUACACCAGGGGAAACAGAACAAGAGGAUGAGGGAGUAAAUAACGUCUAGGCUAAAAGCAUCAUGUUACUUUUAUCCCUUGAAGCAGGGGGAAAAAAAUGACGUGCUGAUAUUGCAGCUUUUGCACAGACAACUCUGGUAAAAUAUCUGUGCGUUAGCCAUUACACACAGCGGUUAUACAAGUGCUCAAAUAAGCAAUCGUGUGCAUGUGUACGAAAGAAAAACGAGGCAGAAUUUCACCCAUAAAAUUUAUUGUAUUUUUUUUUCUUCCCACAACAAAAUGUCUACAAAAGCGAUAAAAUAUAGAAUUUAACAAAAUCACUUCAGACCUUCACAUUAUAUAUACACACAUAUCAAAGGAGGACUCAGUAAAGGGCCCUGCAUAGCUCUGAACUUCAACCCAUUCUAAUCCGUAACGUGGGUGUCUACGACACAAUUAAAUGCAAAUGUAUACAUGCAUUCACGCAUACGCAUAAUAUCAUUCUGAUGUGAAAAAGAAAAUGUUUGUACAGAGGCGCUCAUGGAUUGAUAGUCAGAGCUCAGAGUCCUGCAGAGUCCUAGAUGACCAAAUGAAGAAAGCAUCAAAUGUAAAAACUGUUUGCCAGUGUAUUCAAAUGCACAUUUUUCUUGAGUUUACUCUUUUUAUGAUUGGUUUCACAAGUGAACUCAAGACAGUAAAGCAUCUACGUCUCACUUCCAAUCAUUCCUCUUCUCACUAGCUAUGGCACUUUAAAAACAAAAGGAAAGAUUUCCUUUUGUAUGUAGAAUUUUUUUUUAAUUUUGUUUUGUUAGUCCUGUGUAAAACAGAUUCCGUAAGGCCAAAUACCUUUUUUAUAGGUAUUGUUUACAGAUUGCUACAUUUGAUUUGAUUUGCUCUUGCUUGUACGCAGACAUUCUAAAAAAUAAAUUAACAAUUUUCAACACUA